CCACAGGGGCGUGGGUGGGAUGUCUCUGGUCGUGUGGUUGGCUAGGUGCCCACGUCAGGGAGAGAAUCUGGAGAAUUACCUCUGAUCUCUUUCCUUCUAUGAGUUUCAGUCUUUUUCUGUACAAGAAGGGGUUAAAACUGGAGUGAUCCCUUUUUUUUAGCUGACAUAAAUAAUAUUUCUUUUUUUUUCUUUUUUUUUUUUUUGAGACGGAGUCUCGCUCUGUCCCCCAGGCUGGAGUGCAGUGGCACGAUCUCGGCUCACUGCAUAAAUAAUAUUUCUAGUACCUACCUAGAUUGUUUUUGUAAUCUUCCCAGAUCCAAGGUAAUAAAAUGCGUGGACAUUGGAACCAUGCUGCAAUUAUGUUGAACUCUUCUUGGAGCAUGUCAGGUGUUCCAAGAACACACCUUAUUCAUCCAAGCUUUGAAUACGUGGUUUUGUGGUAUAGUAGACAGUCCUGGCUCGAAUCAAAAAGGCUUAGUCUAGAAUCCUGCCUCCCCUAUGGUGUUAACCUUAGGCCUCCCUAACCCCCAGCUUGUCCUAGCCAGGGUUUCCUCAGCUGUACAAUGGAACCCAGUCUGAAGGAUCAUUGUGAAGAAUAAAUGAGAGAAUGUGUAAAUGGCACCACCAUCCACUGAAUUGUUUAGACCACAUACCCAGAGGCCAUCAUUGAUUCAGUGCUGUCCUUCAUUGAUCCACAAUCCAGUCCUUCAACAAGUCCUCUUGGCUCUGCCUUCGGAAUAGAUCCCAAAUUCAUCCAUUUGUCCCCACCUCCAUUGCUGCCACCCUAGGCCAAGCCACCAUCACCUCUCUUCUGAACUACUUCCUAACCGAUCUUGCUGUGUGCUUACCUCUGCCCUGCCAUAACCAAUUCUUCACUGAGCAGCUAGAUUGAUAGCAUUCAAAUGUAAAUCUGAUCGCGACAAUCCCUUGCUUCCUAGAAACUUUUAUGAAAUCUUAACUCCUUACUAUUACCUAUAAAACCCAAGAUCUGGCUCCUACUGUCUCUUCAACUCUAUCCCAUUUUAUUCUCACAUUUCACUGUGCUAUACCUCUGCUGGCCUGAUUUCUGUUCUGCCAAUAUGGCAGGCAUCUGGGCCUUUGCACUCACUGAUCUUCUGCCACAGAAAGGCAGUUGCAGAAUGGUUAAGAACAAGGACUCUAGAGAAAAAUUGGUUUCAAAUCCCAGCUCAGGCCAGGUAUUAUGGCUCACACCUGUAAUCCUAGCACUCUGGGAGGCCAAGGUGGGUGGAUUGCCUGAGCUCGGGAGUUCGAGACCAGCCUGGGCAACACGGUGAAACCCUGUCUCUACCAAAAUACAAAAAAAAAAAAAAAAAAAAAAAUCGGCUUGGCAGCACACGCCUGUAGUCCCAGCUACUAGGGAGGCUGAGGCAGGAGAAUUGCUAGAACCAGGGAGGCGGGGGUUGCAGUGAGCUGAGAUCGCACCACUGCACUCCAGCCUAUGUAGCAGAGUGAGACUCCAUCUCUAAAAAUAAAUAAAUAAAUAAUCCCAGCUCAGCUAUUUGCUAGCUUUUGGAUGUGGGCAAGUUACUUAAGUGCUGUGCCUGUUUCUACAUCUGUAAAAUGGGGGAUAAAAAAUAAUACCUACCUCAAAGCAUUGUUUAAAGGAUCAAAUGCAUUAAUACAUGUCAAAUGUUUACAGCAGUACCUGGCCAAGAAGCUGUUAAAUAAGUGUUUGCUAUUACCUGUUUUUUCUUUACAUGCCUAGCACCUAUUCAUCAUUCAAGUCUCAGCUCAAAUGUCACCUCAGACAGGUCUUCCCUCAUCAUCCUAUCUAAAGUAGUCCUUGCCCAAACUCUCCAUUACAUUACUGUUUCAUUAGUGUUUUGUCUAUGUGACAUAUGAUGUUGUCUCAAGUUUUGUUUGUUUUGGUUUGGUUUGAGACGGAGUCUUGCUCUGCUACCCAGGCUGGAGUGCAGUGGCGCGAUCUAGGCUCACUGCAGCCUCUGCCUCCAGGGUUCCAGCGAUUCUCCUGCCUCAGCCUACUGGGUAGCUGGGAUUACAGGCAUGUGCCAACAUGCCCAGCAAAUUUUUGUAAUUUUAGUAGAGAGGGGGUUUCACCAUAUUGGCCAGGCUGGUCUCGAACUCCUGAUCUCAGGUGAUCUGCCCGCCUUGGUCUCCCAAAGUGCUGGGAUUACAGGCGUGAGCCACCAUGCCCGGCCAAAGUUAUUAUUUUUUUUAAUGUAAACUCUGCAGGAGCCAGAAUCUUGUCUCAGGUUCACUGUUGUAUUCCCUGAGCCUACAAUAGAGCUUGAUGUAUAACCGAAACACAGCCCCAGAAUUUGUGGUGGAUGAAUGAAUAAAAAGACACCAGUGUCUGGCACAUAUAAUGCAGGUUACUAAGUGGUAAUGUACUAAUACUGUGUGUCAGUCACUCUGGUAAGUGUUAGGGAUGCAGAUGUGAAGAUACCAUCCCAUCCCUCUCCUUAAGAAAUUCAAUUUAAUAGAGAAAACAGACACAAAUAAGUGCAGAAAUUGCUAAAAGAAGUGUGUCCAGAAUGCAAUCUGGACUCCAAGGAAACAGAGUUAAGCCACCAGAGUCGGGGAGGCUGGAGCAGGCUUCAGAGAACUGACUCGGCUUAGUAGGAGGUACCUGCCAGUUACAGGCAGUGGCCCUAUGUGGCAGUGCUGGGAAGAGGCAGGCAAUGAGGAAUUUUUCACAGACAACCUAUGGGACACACUCCCUUGCUCAUGGCAGGAAGCAUUGGAUGGACUGAAACCACCACAGCUGGCCACAAUGCUGCUGGGGAUGCCUGGGGAAGGGGAGGUCGUCAGGUACAGGUCAGUGUGGCCACUCACCCUGCUGGCCCUGAAGUCCACGGCCUGUGCCCUGGCCUUUACCCGGACGCCUGGCUUUCAGACCCCCUCAGAAUUCCUGGAGAACCCCAGCCAGAGCUCCCGACUAACAGCUCCAUUCCGGAAACAUGUCAGGCCCAAGAAGCAGCAUGAGAUCCGGAGGCUGGGAGAGUUGGUGAAGAAGCUGAGUGAUUUCACAGGCUGCACCCAGGUUGUAGACGUGGGCUCAGGCCAGGGCCAUCUCUCCCGCUUCAUGGCUCUUGGCCUGGGGUUGAUGGUGAAGAGCAUCGAAGGGGAUCAGAGACUGGUAGAGAGAGCCCAGCGCCUGGACCAGGAGCUUCUGCAGGCUCUGGAGAAAGAGGAGAAGAGGAACCCGCAGGUGGUCCAAACCAGCCCUCGUCACUCCCCACACCACGUGGUUAGGUGGGUAGACCCCGCAGCCCUGUGUGACGAGCUUCUGCUUCCACUGGAGAACCCGUGUCAGGGCAGGGCCCGCUUGCUGCUCACAGGCCUCCACACCUGUGGGGAUCUGAGUGUUGCUUUGCUGAGACACUUCUCCUGCUGUCCUGCGGUGGUGGCCCUGGCCUCAGUGGGCUGCUGCUACAUGAAGCUGAGUGACCCUGGCGGCUACCCACUGAGUCAGUGGGUGGCUGGGCUGCCUGGCUAUGAACUGCCCUACCGGCUUCGGGAGGGGGCCUGCCAUGCCCUGGAGGAAUAUGCUGAGCGGCUACAGAAAGCUGGCCCUGGCCUCCGAACUCACUGCUACCGUGCAGCACUGGAGACAGUCAUCCGACGGGCCCGGCCUGAGCUCCGUCGGCCAGGCGUGCAGGGUAUCCCCAGGGUCCACGAGCUCAAGAUUGAAGAAUAUGUGCAGCAGGGGCUACAGCGAGUGGGGCUAGAUCCCCAGCUGCCACUGAAUCUGGCUGCCCUUCAGGCCCACCUGGCCCAGGAGAACCGUGUGGUGGCCUUCUUCAGCCUGGCUCUACUGCUUGCCCCACUGGUGGAGACGCUUAUUCUACUGGACCGGCUGCUGUACCUUCAGGAACAGGCCCUUUCUCCCAGGUUUCCAUGCUGAGCUCCUGCCCAUCUUCAGUCCUGAACUCUCUCCCAGAAACCUGGUUCUGGUGGCCACCAAGAUGCCCCUGGGUCAGGCUCUUUCAGUUCUGGAGAUUGAAGACAGCUGAUGCAGCCUGAGGACACAUCUCAGACCCCAUCAUCUGAAAGUGCCCAGAGAGCACAGUGGCAGAGUACAUCUCAUCCAGAGAAACAGCAUCCUGCGUCCUCCAGAGUCCUGGUUCCUUCAGUUUCAUCCCCUUUCUCUCCCUCCAUGGAUUAUGUAAUACAGUAUAAAGUUUUAAUUUAUUAAAAGUUGGAAAUCUG
Molecule: messenger RNA, 4194 nt
Organism: Pongo pygmaeus (Bornean orangutan)
Lineage: Eukaryota; Metazoa; Chordata; Mammalia; Primates; Hominidae
Gene: METTL25B
Product: methyltransferase like 25B
Exons: 8
Coding region: 2636-3889 (417 amino acids)
Biological process (GO): rRNA modification
Molecular function (GO): rRNA (adenine-N6,N6-)-dimethyltransferase activity
Source: RefSeq, a predicted model, not a curated record